Molecule: messenger RNA, 10330 nt
Organism: Triplophysa rosa
Lineage: Eukaryota; Metazoa; Chordata; Actinopteri; Cypriniformes; Nemacheilidae
Gene: myg1
Product: myg1 exonuclease
Exons: 7
Coding region: 216-1307 (363 amino acids)
Cellular component (GO): cytoplasm; nucleus
Source: RefSeq, a predicted model, not a curated record
GGUAGGGGACUUCAGUCGAGUCUGCGGUCGCAUCGAGGGCACAAAGGAGGCGCUCGCGAGCAGACUUCUGAGCGCUAAAAAGACAAAUGGGACACUCCACAGACUCGUAGACUUGGCGAGAACGCGCAAUUUAAGUCCACGAGACCGCAAGUGCGCCAUUUGGGACAGGGCCUGGAUCUGCUCACUCAAGAGGGUUGGGAGUGUGUGAUUUGUUAAUGAAUGUCAUCCGCGGGAGAAUCACUCGAGUGUUUAGUAAUAAAGUUCAUUUCAUGAAGAUGAGUGAAGAAGCGCAUAAAGCUCGCGUGAGGAUCGGGACUCAUAACGGCACAUUUCACUGUGAUGAAGUACUCGCGUGCUUCCUUCUUCGACAACUACCAGAAUACAAGGAUGCAGAAAUCGUGCGCAGCAGAGACUCGUCAUUCCUGGCUGAAUGUGAUGUUGUGGUUGAUGUAGGUGGAGAAUAUAAUCCCAGUGUUCAGCGCUAUGAUCAUCAUCAGAGAUCUUUUGUGGAAAGUUUCAAUAGUUUGUGUUCAGAGAAGCCAUGGGUGACGAAGUUGAGUUCGGCGGGUUUGAUAUACCUACAUUUUGGUAGACGUGUCCUUGCUGAACUGACACAGCUGAAACAGGAGGACAGACAGCUGGAGGCGCUUUAUGAUAAGAUGUAUGAGAACUUUGUGGAGGAGGUGGAUGCAGUGGAUAAUGGGAUUUCUCAGUGCGACGGUGAAGCGCGGUACUCCAUCACCACCACCCUCAGUGCUCGCGUUGGCCAUCUCAACCCUCACUGGAACAGCAAAAACCAGGACACAGAGGAGGGUUUCCAUAAAGCCAUAGCUCUCGUGGGAGCUGAAUUCCAGGACCGUUUGAGUUACUUCAUGAAUGCCUGGGUUCCAGCGAGAGACAUCGUGCAGCAAGCGGUUCAGAGCAGAUAUCAGGUGGACCCGAGCGGUGUGAUCGUGUUGCUGGCUCAGGGUGGAUGUCCGUGGAAAGAGCAUCUCUUCGCUCUGGAGAAAGAGAUGAAGCUGGAUGUGCCCAUCAAGUUUCUUCUGUACCCGGAUCAGAACGGCCACUGGAGAGUCCAGUGUGUUCCUGCUGGACCCAACACCUUUCAGAACAGAUUGAGUCUGUUGGAGGAAUGGCAAGGGGUCCGGGAUGACGCACUGUCCGAGCUCAGUGGGAUUCCCAACUGCAUCUUUGUUCAUGCAAGUGGUUUUAUUGGAGGGAACAAGACACAGAACGGUGCUCUGGAGAUGGCGAAAAGAACGCUUCAGAUGGCACCCAAACCUUUACAGACCGACACAAACCUGUGAUCCACAUGAUAACUGCAUAGAAAACUACAUUCUGUUUGUAAACACUGUAGAAAAUACAUCAACUCUUGCAGCAAGUUUGUUUUCAUGAUAUUUAUUCAUUAAAUAUCUAGUUAUUAAAAGAGUAAAAGAGAUGAAAUCUGUGUCUUUACUUGGCGAUUCACAACAGUAAUGAUUAUAAUUUGAGUGCACUGGUCAGAUUGUAUGGGUAAUGUGGUUCAUUCAUCUUUGCAUGUUUAGGUUUUACCUGUAAACAGAAGAAAGUGGAACCGGCUGCUGUAUGGCAUGUAUGCAAGAUUCUCAUGAUGAAGCGCUUGUAGCUUGUCCUUACAGCAGUUGAUCCACCAUAAAUCCAAUGCACCUGUUGCAUCAUUUUCAAGUAGUCCUGAAUACUUUGAUUAGCUUGAUCAGGGUUGUAUCUAAACUCUACAGGACACUAGGCCUCCAGGAGCCCAGUUGACUAACCCUGGUUUACAGUUUAGAAUGGUCAUCAUUUGAAUUUCAUGGUCAUCAUCUCUCUCCACUGGCUACCGGCUGAAGCCCGUAUCGGAUACAUGGUCAACAUUGCAUUUAUGUCAUCCUCAUUCAAGAUUAUUUGCUGGAAUGGAGACAGAGGCACCACUGUACAGUUUUCUAACAGAAGUCGUUCUGCUGACACAAAAAUAUUGUGGUGCAGAUAAAGCAUAUCAGCUGUGUCAUCACAUGACAAAGUCCCAACCAUUCGAUCUCCUAAGAUGGGAAAAUUCAGGCAAAUUCAGCACCAUAUUUACAUGUCCAUGGCAUACGAAGCUGCUGACUCUGCUGAAGUUGCCUAAUUAUCUGGACCUGGAUUGUCCUAUUGUUUUUAUUAAACUUCCCAAGUAUUCCAUUAAAACGCUCAAAUGAAAGCACCAAGAUGAAUAAACUGGUCCAUAGUCUAACAUGAACUCUUUCAAAUGAAGAUGUAAAGGCAUAUUGGGGGUGCAGUACAAUGGGCCAAAAAGUUCAACAAAUUUUGAAAUAAAAUGCUUGCAGGUGUCCAUCUGCUACAUCCAGUCUACUGACUGAAAUGACUCUGGAGCAGAGGAUGAUACAAGCCUGCACAAAGUCAAACCACAUGUCACAGUGUCUGCUGUCAAUAAGCCCCUUCAGGCAAAACGGAGUAAAUGGUUCUCCAGUUUUUCCACUGAUCCGCAGUAAAGCCUGAAAAGCAUGAUGCAAUUCUUAAGGGAAUUCUCCUAACAUCAUGAGGUACUUUGAUGGUUUCCACCCUAGAUUGAAGUUCACCAAGGCUAUUUGCUGUUAAAAUUCCUAAUUCUGUCUAUAGUCGGAAUACAUGUCUCGCUGUACCAAGGAGUAGGUUGUGCAUUGGAUCUAUGAUGACAAAUCGGAUGGCAUUAUAGUAACUCAAACGGAAAAGUUCUGACCAUCUAGCUCCAUAUUCGUGCUCAAUUCUUUUUUUGUUCCGUCUUUUUCUUUGCCCGCUUUGAUAACCCAGCAUAGUGUAUGUGGUCCUUUGAUGUGUGUGAUUCCCAUGAAAACCGGUCAAAUCCAGAGUAGUCCAUUUUUGCACCAAAUUAUUUUUAUUAUUUUUCAAACACUUGUUACAUCCUGCAAGAGUAAGUUAAAUGCAAAUUGUAACACACAUAUUGAUACUUGGGCAUUCAAAUGUUUAUAUUCCACCUUUUUACACUAAAAAGCAUAUGUUUAAAUGUUUAACUUACCUUUGUGUGCUCCAUGGCCAUUGAAACCUCCACAUUUUCGAGUUGCUGGGAUAUCUGAUGCCAGACACAACAGAGCUGAUAUGUAAACCUGAUAUCCUAUAAAAGAACUGUCUUCCAAAAUAACAUCACUCCAGAGUUCUUGAAGCUCAUCAACCAGUAAGUCUAAGAAUGCAUUUAUGGUUAGUGAAGGUUGAAUCAAGUGAAUCAUAUUAUCUUCCUUGAAACGGUCUUCAUGAGGUAAAUUCAAAAUGACCAAGUAGAUGGCUCCAAUUGAAUAUGGUACAUUUUAAAAGGUUGAAACCAGUCUACAUUGAGCAUCAUUGCCAGAUUAUUUGGGGCAGCUAAGAAUGGCUCUCCAUCCACAUACUGGUAAUCCUUCCAUACUUGACCAUCAUAUACAUCUCCUAACACCCUCAGGUAUUUUCCGCAGUCGCCAUUUUCCGCAGUCGCCAUUUUGAACAAGAAAUUCCAGAGACUGUCUAACACUGUUGUAACAGUAAGGCCGUACAGGAUAUAAAAACUCUUUCCCGCUGGAAGAUUUUACAUUUCUUAGCAAGGCAGAACGUCUUGGUUAUGGAUGUAACCUCAGUUCCCUGAUGGAGGGAACGAGACAUUGUGUCGAGACGACAGAUGGGGUUCGUCCUUGAGAACCAAUCGCUUCCGACUACUUUAGAAAAGGCCAAUGAAAUUGGUGAAUGAAAUUUGCAUGCCGGACUCCGCCCCCGGAUAUCCAGGUAUAAAAGGUGGCAUGAAGGACACAACGUCUCGUUCGCUCCAUCAGGGAACUGAGGUUACAUCCGUAACCAAGACGUUCCCUUUCUGUCGGUCUCUCGACGUUGUGUCGAGCCUACAGAUGGGGUUCCUAUGGAAAACACCGUGUCGUGUCACAAUGUCUAUCGAACCGAUGGUGACUGGCCUGGGCGUGUCAGCCGUGAGCGCUACCGCGAAAUUGUAACAUACCAGUGGGUAGGUAGGGGGUCCCAGAGCUUUUCCUGAAAGGUGGGAAGGCUCCUGCCUUCGGCCCUCACAGGCGGUGGCCUUGUUUCUCUAACAGCAAGAAGCUGCCCGGUACCAUAAGGCCACUGGGUAAGCACUACUUCCUCAAAUGGAAAUGAGAAAUGUGCGGACUGAAGGAGAUAACCGCAAGGUGGAGGUCCACCUUAUGGAAGGUCAUGGGUUGCCGAGGUGGGAACCAAUCAUGAGGAUACAUCAGACGGAACCGCCCAAUGGGGGGGUUGCAACGUCUGGUAGCACUAGGUCCGGUUAGAGCUAUGUUGUGGAUAACUCAGUUGGUACCCGGCCUAAUGGGCAUGGCUGCUCUGCCCAGCCUGCCCGCAGGAGGUGCUUGCUUAGUGAUGGAUGGAGUGCCUGUUCUUCACCCAGUGGGGAAAGAAGGGAGGCUAAAUUAGUACGCUGACCCACCUAGAAAAAAAGGGGGGGAGGUAAUGUCGUAGGCGUAUGCCCUACCGGCUGCCAGUCCUACAUGUUACCAUGUAGGACGCGGGUUGAUACCGGUUCUACGCGGAGGUUGUAGAACCUCGCGAAGGUGUUGGGUGUAGCCCAACGCGCAGCUCUGCAGAUGUCUGCCAGAGAGGCGCCCUGCGCCAGUGCCCACGAGGAGGCUAUAUCCUGGGUGGAGUGAGCUCUCACUGCUAGUGGGCACGGGCGGUCUUGGGAUUGGCACGCCGUGGUGACUGCGUCCACAAUCCAGUGUGCCAACCUCUGUUUGGAGACAGCCUUCCCCUUUUGCUGGCCUCCAAAACAGACAAAGAGCUGAUCAGAGCUCCUGAAGCUCUGCGUGCGGUCUAAGUAGAGGCGCAGUGCGCGUACUGGACACAACACGGACAGGGUUGGGUCUUCCUCCCCGGUGGGGAGCGCCUGUAAGUUCACCACCUGGUCCCGAAAGGGAGUGGUGGGAGCUUUGGGCACGUAGCCAUGCCGAGGUCUCAGCAUAACGUGAGAAUCACUGGGCCCGAAUUCUAGGCAAUCAGGGGACACAGAGAAUGCUUGUAGUUCCCCUACCCUCUUGAUGGAGGCGAGCGCCAUCAGGAGAACAGUCUUCAUCGUGAGAUGAGAAAGAGCGGCAUCUCCUAGGGGCUCGAAGGGGGGCCUGUUGAGGCCCUCCAGGACCACAUCAAGGUCCCAGGAGGGUUUGGAGCGCGGACGAGGCAGAUUCCGACUUCUCGCACCCCUUAGGAACCUGAUGACCAGGUCGUGCUGUCCUAGAGACUUGCCAGCAGCUGAGUCGUGAUGAGCGGCAAUGGCGGCUACAUACACCUUCAGUGUGGAUGGGGAGAGGUUAGUCUCGAGUCUCUCUUGUAGAAAGGACAGCACGUUCCCAUCGAGCAACUCCGUGGGUCUUCUCUUCGAGAAGAGCACCAGGACGAGAAGAGGCGCCACUUAUAGGCGUAUAGCCGCCUAGUGGUUGAUGCCCUUGCCUGAGUUAUGGUCUCAACCACCGCUGGGGGUAGGCCACUCAGGAUCUCCUCGUCCCGUCCAGGGGCCAGACAUGGAGGUUCCAGAGGUCUGGCCUUAGAUGCCAUGAUGUGAUCUUCCCCUAGGAAAGCAGGUCCUUCGUCAGGGGAAUCGGCCAGGGGGGAGCAGUCGUCAAGAGCAUUAGCUCCGAAAACGAAGUCUGGUUGGGCCAGUAUGGCGCAACUAGUAACACUUGAUGCUCCUCUUCCCUGACCUUGCUCAGGAUCUGUGCAAUGAGGCUCACUGGGGGGAAGGCAUACUUCCACUUGUCCCGCUGCCAGCUGUGCUCUAGGGCAUCCGUGUCGAGGGGAACCUCGGAGAGGGAGUACCAAAGCGGGCAAUGGGUGGGUGUCUAGGGAGGUGAACAGGUCUACCUGAGCCUGCCCGAACUGCACCCAAAUGAGCUGGACUGCACGGGGGUGGAGUCGCCACUCUCUGCAAGCCGUUGACUGAUGAGAGAGCAUGUCGGCUGUCUGGUUCAGGUCGCCUUGGAUAUAUGUGGCUUGCAGGGAGCGGAUCACCUGUUGACUCCACAGGAGGAGGCGUCGGGCGAGUCGUGUUAACUGCUGUGAGCGAACGCCACCCUGGCAGUUGAUAUACGCUAUGGCAGUAGUGCUGUCCGACCGGACCAGGACGUGCUUGUCCUGCACGAGAGGUUGUAGCCUCUUCAAUUGCAAGUAGCGCGGUCCACAACUCUAGGCAAUUGAUAUGCCAGCACAGGCGGGCCCCAUCGCCCCGACACUGCGUGCCCGUUGCACACUGCACCCAGCCCUGCAGGGAGGCGUCCGUCGUCACCACAACAUGCCUCGUAACCUGCCCAAGGGGGACCCCUCUUCAUAGGAAUGUCAUGGAAGACCAAGGGGUUAGUGUGCGUCGGCAGAGAGGUGUAACUACCAUCUGCCUGCUGCCGGUGUGCCACGCUCUCCAAGGAACUCGACUCUGUAGCCAGUGUUGGAGCGGUCUCAUGUGCAUCAACCCGAGGGGUAUCACCCCCGCCAAGGAUGCCAUGUGUCCCAGGAGCCUCUGAAAUUGUUUCAGGGGGACCGCUGACUGCUUGAAAUGUUCCAGGCAGUUCAACACUGACUGGGCGCGUUCUGUAGUCAGUCGCGCUGUCAUGGAGACAGAGUUGAGUUCCAUACCAAGAAAUAGGAUGCUCUGCACAGGGGAGAGCUUGCUCUUUUCUCAGUUGACCUGUAGUCCCAGUCGAUCUAGGUGCUGGAGCAGUAGGUCCCUGUGUGUACACAACAGAUCUCGCGAGUGUGCCAAGAUAAGCCAGUCGUCGAGAUAGCAAGAUGUGCCCACGAAGGCUGCCUCAGCAUGCUGGAGACCCAAACACUUGAGGCAGGCAUUGUGUCCGUCCCCCUCCUCGAUGAGGGUAUCGCAUCCACGAGAACAGCAGGACAUGCCACGCUGGAGAAAUUUGCUCUUUUAGUCUCAAACACCUCUGGAACCGCCGAGACGCCCAGAGGAAAUCGCCGCAGGAAGGGACAGUCCGCUGCACCACGUCGUAGAAAACCGGCAGUCUUUAGUUGCGCUAUGUAGCGAAGUCUGUAGUUCAUGAGCGAAGGCUCUGAAGAACAAAAGGUGAAUGAAUGCAGCACGCCGUCUCCCUUUUAUACCCGGAUAUCCGGGAGCAGAGUCCAGCAUGCAAAUUUCAUUCGCCAAUUUCAUUGGCCUUUUCUAAAGUAGUCGGAAGCGAUAGAUUCUCAAGGACGAACCCCAUCUGUCGGCUCGACACAACGUUGAGAGACCGACAGAAAGGGAACCACAUUUCUUCUUUUCUGCAGAUCUUUUGGAAUGGAAUGUGACUACAAGACUUAGUACAACACCUUUCUACCAUCCGUUUGACCUCAGGUUUCAGAUAAGGUGUAUAUUGCCAUACAUUUUGGACAAACCACAUAUUGUACAAAAUUAUCACGAACAAUACCUGUCCAUUUCCUGAGAGAGGACAAAGUCUUUGGAAUAUUGCUCGCAAUCACUGCCUGCGCAGCAGACAUCCCCCUUCCCAAGCCCACGUUCUGCCGCAGCAGACGUCCCCCUUCCCAAGCCCACGUUCUGCCACUGCAGAUACUUCCCCAAGUUCACGCUCUGCCGCAGCAGACACAAGUCAGCAUCACCGCAGUGAUCCCACCCCACGUCCUUCACUUCUACACUCCACUGCUCAGUAAGCACCAAUUCAACAGGACCUAUGCCCCAGCAGGAACCCGCAUCUCCAUCAACACAGCCUCAUCUGCUCCAGCAGAAGCUUGUGACCUCGGUUGCCACAGCAACCAUGCUCCAGCAGGAGCUCGCGUCUCCAUCACCACAGCCUUAGCCGCCCCGCAGGGUCCAGCUCUUUUCUCGCGUCUCCAUCACCACAGCCUUAGCCGCCCCGCAGGGGCCAGCUCUUUUCUCGCCUGCAGCAGACACCACCUCUAAGGCCACUGCAGCCUCUACCUCCUUCGCUUCCCCUGGAGCCUUAAUCUUUACUCCGCACUGCCACAGUAGUGCCGCUCCCCAGGAGCCCUAUCUAUACUCCGCACUACCACAGUAGUGCCUGCUCAACUAGAAGCCUCAUCUUCCUUCAUCGCCACAAGCUGGGCCAGAACCUUGCCAACUCGAGCAAGCCUCUUUUAGGGAUACAUUGCUCAGGCUGCUGUCCCGCAUCAGUUGCAUUUUUUGGGGGGUAUGCUCCAGGUUCGGGCAUACACCGGGCAUGGGGCCCUCUCCCAGGUCAAAGGGGCAGGUGCUCCGAGUUCGGUGAGAAUCACCUGGCUAUCGAUUAGCAAUCACAGCAAUCAUCCUAUCAGCCCUAUAAGUAGUCAAGCCGUCUUGCCUCCAUUCUCCCGAAUGUUUCGCAACAUCCCUCCUCCACCCCGACUACACACCACGAGCCCAUUUCACCUCAGCACCGUAGGGUAUCCUCCAGGUUCGGGCACACACCGGUCCCGGGGACCUCUCCCAAGUAAAGGGGCAGGUGCUCCGAGUUCAGGGAGAAUCACCGAGCUUGGAGCCCUCGCCACGGGACAGCAUGCCAAAUACGCAUACUAUCCGUCCCACCUUAUUAUCUGCUAGGCGAACUCUUGAAUCACAUACGAGGUCAUGAGUCAAGACACUGGAACCAAAACAUAUAAACAGAGAUGAUUUUCUUUCCUGGAAUUUAUUUACUUUUCAUUUUUACAUUGCGCCUCACUUUCAGCACCCCCGAGACUCCUCAGCUGGGAUGUGGGUUGGGUGAUCGAAACACCUCAACGAGUCCUGCAAUGGAUAACAUGGUGCUGCUUACAGCUAUCACUGGCUUAUCUGGUCAGUUGAGCGAGUUUGCUGCUAAUGUCUCCCGGGAGUUUAAGUCGAUCAACGAGAGACUACAGUCUCUGGAAGAUCAACUUAUUCAAUGCGAAUCAAGCGGCUGCUCGACUGAGGAUUUGAAAAGGAAGAGACGGCUGCACAAUCCUAAAAUUGAGGUAGCCUAAAUUCUUCAAAUGAAAUAACCUAUGCUUUAAUUUGGCAGAAGUGUAAGUUUUGUAACAAAGUAUUUUUACUUAUAUUAUAUAGGAGGCGGUCCGUCGGAUUCAUGUUUCGCACCUCUGUACCCUCCACACACACCCCCACACCCAAUCUUGCUUAUUACCUAUGAAGCCCUACAUGGUUUAGCUCCUCAGUACUUGAAUGAACUCCUCUUGUAUUACAUUCCUUCACGUGCAUUACGCUCUCAGGCGUCCUGUCAGUUGGCAAUACCUAGAAUUUCAAAAUCAAGUGCAGGUGGUAGAUCCUUUUCCUAUCUAGCGCCUAAACUUUGGAAUAGUCUUCCCUGCACUGUCUGUGAGGCAGACACACUCUGUCAGUUUAAAUCUAGACUAAAGACGCAUCUCUUUAAUUUUGCAUACACUACACUUCCAUAAUAUAAAUCAUCUGAGGGUUUAGGCUGCAUUAGUUAUAUCAAUUUAUUUUAUUUAGCCUUGUUGCGCAAGCACUGUCGAGCUUGUGCAGAGGCAGCAGCUUUUGCCAGAGGGGAGCUGGAAUCCCCUGGUUGGGCCUGGGUUCUCCUGAGGUUGUUUUUCUCCAUUAAAGUUUUGGGUUCGUCGCCACUGUUUGCAUACUGUUCUUUGCACUAUUUGCCUGACCGGGGGGGGGGCUGCUUUGGAAUUAGAAUUUUAAAGUUUUACUUAAUUAAUAUUGCAUAUAGGAAUUUAUACUCUGUUUAAUAUUUGAUCUGUGUUUCUCUCUCCUUUAUCUUAAAUGUGUGCUUUCACUGUGUGUCUGUGUGUGUGUGUGUGUGUGUGUGUGUGUGUGUGUGUGUGUGUGUGUGUGUGUGGGUGGGCAUCCGUGUGUCUGCGCUUGUCUGUCUGUCUGUCUGUGUGUGUGCAUCCGUGUGUCUGCGCUUGUCUGUGUGUGUGUGUGUGUGUGUGUGUGUGUGCAUCCGUGUGUCUGCGCUGGUGUGCGUGUGUGUGCAUGCGCAUCCGUGUGUCUGCACUUGUCUGUGUGUGUGCGCACUUGUCUGUGUGUGUGUGUGUGUGUGUGUGUGUGCGUGCGUGCGUGUGGGCAGCCGUGUGUCUGCUCUUGUCUCUGUGUGUGUGUGCAUGGGCAUCCGUGUGUCUGUGUGUGUGUGUGCGUGGGCAUUGACUGUUGUCAAUAACUGUUCUAUAAAUAACUUAGUUCCUUUACAGUUAUUAAAGUAAACAUCCGUAAAAUAAUAGCACCUAAACCUAGGACCUACUGAAGGGUAAUCUUUAAUCUGAGUGAGCAGAACAUGAGCUAAGUAAGGCCGUUAAAACUAGGGUCCAGGUAAAAAAUACCAUUAUUCCUUUAAUGAAAUUGAAUUGUUGUGAGCUCCUGUCUGAGUCCUGUUAUUUACACUAUUGUCUUCAU